Drosophila takahashii is the source of this 1302-nucleotide messenger RNA. Its product is annotated as lipase 3-like. Gene Ontology annotation, biological process: lipid metabolic process. The record is from RefSeq and is a predicted model, not a curated record. Gene Ontology annotation, molecular function: hydrolase activity, acting on ester bonds. NCBI's taxonomy places the organism in Eukaryota, Metazoa, Arthropoda, Insecta, Diptera, Drosophilidae.
AUGCUGCGGAUACUGUGUGUCAUUUAUUUCAGUUGGCUGAGCAGAGUCAAUUGCCAAUUGAUUUCUAAGGUGGAUUAUGACUGGGAGAAUUACACACUUCCAGCCGUUGAGCCUCGAGUUAAGGUGAUAACUGGGGUCGACAUCAUAGCUGGCCACAAUUAUCCAGUGGAGACGCACACUGUCACCACUCGAGAUGGUUAUAUCCUCGAAAUGUUUCGGAUUCCGUCUUCAAACCUUUGUGGUCGAAACGGGACAAAGUCAGUCGUCCUGAUCAAUCAUGGUAUGACUGGAUCGGCAGACUCUCACCUUUUAAAUGGACCCAACGAUGGACUGCCAUAUUUGUUGGCCGACGCCUGCUACGAUGUGUGGCUGACCAACUGCCGCGGAACCCGGUAUUCUAGGCGCCACGUUAAACUUAAGGCUUCAAAGAUGAAGUACUGGCGGUUCAGUUGGCAUGAAAUCGGAAUGGAGGACUUGCCCGCCAUGAUCAAUCAUAUGCUAGCAAAAACAAAACAGCAGGCCUUCCAUUUUGUGGGCCACUCGCAGGGAACCACCUCCCUGAUGGUGCUGCUCAGCCUGCGACCGGAGUUUAAUGCGAAGAUCAAGACUGCUAAUUUGAUGGCUCCGCCGAUCUUUAUGAAGAAUUCCCUCUCAACAUUCCAAAAGCUUAUUAAGCCCGUAUUGCAAAGGUUGCCCGAUUUCGAGUUAUUGCCCAAUCACAAGGCGAUUCAUUCUAUUGUAGCAAGGAAGUGUAAUAUACUUGGCUUGAAGGAGAUCUGCAUCGCCUUGUAUAUCUUCUCCCAGGGACCAGUGUCCCUACACUUUAACAGGACUCUCGUUCCCUUGCUAAUCGCUACUCACCCGGCUGGAAUUUCGACUAGACAGCCGAAGCACUAUUACCAGCUUAAGGACUCCGGCAAGUUCCGACCUUACGACUUUGGGCUCAAGCAGAAUUUGGCGCUCUACAAGAAGUUCAGUCCCCCUGAUUAUCCCUUGAAUAAAGUCCGUCCUUUGUCGCCCAUUCACUUGUGGUACAGCGACGACGAUGGCACCAUCUCGCCAAAGGACAUCCCAACGCUGGUCAGCAAGUUGUCCAGUGUGGUGACACAUCGUAUCACGGAUCCUACCUGGGAUCACACGGACUUCCUUUUCUCGAAGACCAUAAAAUCGAAGAUCAAUCUACCGAUUAUAAAUAUUAUAAACGAAUUCGAGAGCAGUCCUGCCAACAGUCAGCUUAAAAAACAGGAUAGAUCAGUCAAAAAGAGCGGGAAUAAAAAGAAAACAAAACCUUAACAAGAAAGG